AUGAGGAGCCAGAGGACGGUGCUGCAGAGGCCCCGUGGGAGCACAUUACCCACACUUCACCGGCGCCCUGACUCUGCGCUCGCUAAUGGAUCCAGCUACACUAACACCGCUGUGGACGUGGAGCAGGACUUCACAAAUGUUACGUAUGGCUCCCAGCAGGUCGGGGGGAGCGAGGAGGUCUGCGGCUCCAGACAGAGGAGGAGGCCCAUGGGUGCAGGUGGGGAGGUGGUGAGACAUACUUUUAACGCUUCACUUGUUGAAGACUAA
Molecule: messenger RNA, 267 nt
Organism: Knipowitschia caucasica
Lineage: Eukaryota; Metazoa; Chordata; Actinopteri; Gobiiformes; Gobiidae
Source: the annotation of a GenBank genome assembly